GGCCCACUCACGAGUCCCCCCCUCCCCACCUAUAAAUACCCCACCCCCUCCUCGCCUCUUCCUCCGUCAAUCGAACCCCAAAAUCGCAGAGAAAAAAAAAUCUCCCCUCGAAGCGAAGCGUCGAAUCGCCUUCUCAAGAUGCAGAUCUUUGUGAAGACCCUCACCGGCAAGACCAUCACCCUCGAGGUUGAGUCCUCGGACACCAUUGACAAUGUCAAGGCCAAGAUCCAGGACAAGGAGGGCAUCCCCCCGGACCAGCAGCGUCUCAUCUUUGCUGGCAAGCAGCUUGAGGAUGGCCGCACCCUGGCCGACUACAACAUCCAGAAGGAGUCCACCCUCCACCUUGUGCUCAGGCUCAGGGGAGGCAUGCAGAUCUUCGUCAAGACCUUGACUGGCAAGACCAUCACCCUUGAGGUCGAGUCGUCUGACACCAUUGACAAUGUCAAGGCCAAGAUCCAGGACAAGGAGGGCAUCCCCCCGGACCAGCAGCGUCUCAUCUUCGCUGGCAAGCAGCUUGAGGAUGGCCGCACCCUGGCCGACUACAACAUCCAGAAGGAGUCUACCCUCCACCUUGUGCUCAGGCUCAGGGGAGGCAUGCAGAUCUUCGUCAAGACCUUGACUGGCAAGACCAUCACCCUUGAGGUCGAGUCGUCUGACACCAUUGACAAUGUCAAGGCCAAGAUCCAGGACAAGGAGGGCAUCCCCCCAGACCAGCAGCGUCUCAUCUUCGCCGGCAAGCAGCUGGAGGAUGGCCGCACCCUUGCUGACUACAACAUCCAGAAGGAGUCCACCCUCCACCUUGUGCUCAGGCUCAGGGGAGGUAUGCAGAUCUUCGUCAAGACCCUGACCGGCAAGACCAUCACCCUCGAGGUCGAGUCCUCGGACACGAUCGACAACGUGAAGGCCAAGAUCCAGGACAAGGAGGGCAUCCCCCCGGACCAGCAGCGUCUCAUCUUCGCCGGCAAGCAGCUGGAGGACGGCCGCACCCUUGCCGACUACAACAUCCAGAAGGAAUCCACCCUCCACCUUGUGCUUAGGCUCAGGGGAGGUAUGCAGAUCUUCGUCAAGACCCUGACUGGCAAGACCAUCACACUUGAGGUCGAGUCCUCGGACACGAUCGACAAUGUGAAGGCCAAGAUCCAGGACAAGGAGGGCAUCCCCCCGGACCAGCAGCGUCUCAUCUUCGCUGGCAAGCAGCUGGAGGACGGCCGCACCCUUGCCGACUACAACAUCCAGAAGGAGUCCACCCUCCACCUUGUGCUCAGGCUCAGGGGUGGUAUGCAGAUCUUCGUCAAGACCCUGACCGGCAAGACCAUCACGCUUGAGGUCGAGUCCUCGGACACGAUCGACAACGUGAAGGCCAAGAUCCAGGACAAGGAGGGUAUCCCCCCGGACCAGCAGCGCCUCAUCUUCGCCGGCAAGCAGCUGGAGGAUGGCCGCACCUUGGCUGACUACAACAUCCAGAAGGAGUCCACCCUUCACCUGGUUCUCAGGCUCAGGGGUGGGAUGCAGAUCUUCGUGAAGACCCUGACUGGCAAGACCAUUACCCUUGAGGUUGAGUCGUCCGACACUAUUGACAACGUGAAGGCGAAGAUCCAGGACAAGGAGGGCAUCCCCCCGGACCAGCAGCGUCUGAUCUUUGCUGGUAAGCAGCUUGAGGAUGGCCGCACCCUUGCGGAUUACAACAUCCAGAAGGAGUCCACACUCCACCUGGUGCUCCGCCUCCGUGGUGGCCAGUAAGUCCUCAGCCAUGGAGCUGCUGCUGUUCUAGGGUUCACAAGUCUGCCUAUUUGUCUUCCCCAAUGGAGCUAUGGUUGUCUGGUCUGGUCCUUGGUCGUGUCCCGUUUCAUUGUGUACUAUUUACCUGUAAUGUGUAUCCUUAAGUCUGGUUUGAUGGUGUCUGAAACGUUUUGCUGUGGUAGAGCAGCAUGGAAGAACUAUAAUGAAUAAGUGAUCCCUAAUCAUUGUGUCCAAAUUUUGCUUCUGCUA
Oryza sativa Japonica Group (Japanese rice) is the source of this 1989-nucleotide messenger RNA. RefSeq names its product polyubiquitin. NCBI's taxonomy places the organism in Eukaryota, Viridiplantae, Streptophyta, Magnoliopsida, Poales, Poaceae. Gene Ontology annotation, molecular function: protein tag activity; ubiquitin protein ligase binding. Gene Ontology annotation, cellular component: nucleus; cytoplasm. Gene Ontology annotation, biological process: modification-dependent protein catabolic process; protein ubiquitination. The record is from RefSeq and is a predicted model, not a curated record.